Molecule: messenger RNA, 510 nt
Organism: Rotaria sp. Silwood1
Lineage: Eukaryota; Metazoa; Rotifera; Eurotatoria; Philodinida; Philodinidae
Source: the annotation of a GenBank genome assembly
AUGGCUGCAUUAUUGUUAUUACUGGUCUUGAUUAUUAAAGUAACCGUGCCAAAUGUUCACGGAUGGGGUUUCGAAGGGCAUGCACUUGUUGUUCAGCUAGCCGAGAGUCAAUUGACUAAGGAAGCAUCCGAAUGGAUCAAACCUCUUCUUCCUUGGUUCGUGUUUGGUAAUUUGACCCGCGUAGCCUCGUGGGCCGAUGACAUUAUUCAUGAUAAUUCCAAUCAUUUUGACUAUAUAAAUUGGCAAUGGUCUCGACCAUUACACUACAUUGAUAUGCCUGACUGGACUUGUAGUUACAACCCACAAAGAGAUUGCAACAAUGAUGUUUGUAUUGAUGGUGCACUGAGAAAUUAUUCCAAACGGGUUAUCGCUGCUGAUCUAGAUCAUGCACAACAUCAAGAGGCACUUAUGUUUCUUGUUCAUUUUGCCGGUGAUGUCCAUCAACCGUUGCAUGUUAGUUUCGCAGGAGACUUGGGUGGAAAUAAAGUGAAAGGUAAUGACGAAAUGUGA